Molecule: messenger RNA, 165 nt
Organism: Tauraco erythrolophus (red-crested turaco)
Lineage: Eukaryota; Metazoa; Chordata; Aves; Musophagiformes; Musophagidae
Source: RefSeq, a predicted model, not a curated record
CUGCUGGAGGAGAACGACCAGCUGAUCCAGUGCAUCGCCGAGUACCAGAGCAAGGGCCGGGCCACCGACUGCGUGCAGUACCAGCAUAUCCUGCAUAGAAACCUGAUUUAUUUAGCUACAAUUGCCGAUGCGACACCCCCCAGCACGCAGAAGACUGUAGACUGA